This is a messenger RNA of Pipistrellus kuhlii (Kuhl's pipistrelle), 2018 nucleotides long. Its product is annotated as cytochrome P450 11B1, mitochondrial-like. Gene Ontology annotation, cellular component: mitochondrial inner membrane; mitochondrion. Gene Ontology annotation, biological process: glucocorticoid biosynthetic process; cholesterol metabolic process; cellular response to peptide hormone stimulus. The coding region runs from base 406 to 1911 and encodes 501 amino acids. NCBI's taxonomy places the organism in Eukaryota, Metazoa, Chordata, Mammalia, Chiroptera, Vespertilionidae. Gene Ontology annotation, molecular function: steroid 11-beta-monooxygenase activity; corticosterone 18-monooxygenase activity; iron ion binding. The record is from RefSeq and is a predicted model, not a curated record. The transcript has 9 exons.
UCUCACUCCCUGUAGCCACUCAGUCAGAAAGAGAAGGACAGCUCAGCCCCGCCUCCUGGAAUGAGAUAAAAAUACCCAAGGCCCCUCUCUCAUCUGAUAAGAUAAGGAGCCCAUCCAUCUUGCUCCCUUCAAGGUGGGGGGCGUGAGGCCUGGUCUAGCCCAGCCUGAUCCAGCCCCCAGCCCGACCCCGCACCUGCCCGGGGCACCCACCACCCCACAGCAGGCUGCAUGGACCCGGACAAGGCGCCUGCCCACCUCAUCCCUCUCCUUUGGGGGACCCCCCAGCCCUGACCCCUUCCCGGGCACCCUGGCCUGGCCCAGGGACACUUUCUCCCAUGACGCCAUCAGAGAGUCAGGCCUCUGAGCGAGAUAAGAGGGUAGGGCGAGGGGCGGAGGGAGCCAGGCAUGGCAUUCCGGGCCAGGGCGGCCGUGACGAUGGCAGGGCCCCAGCAGCCCCUGCGCUGGGCACGGGCACUGGGCACCAGCGCGGCUGCGGCCCCCAGGGCAGCGCUGCCCUUCGAGGCCAUGCCCCGGUGCCCGGGCAGCAGGUGGCUGCGGGUGCUGCGCGUCUGGAGGGAGGGCUCGGAGGACCUGCACCUGCAGAUGCAGCAGGCCUUCCAGGAGCUGGGGCCCAUUUUCCGGUACGACGUGGGCGGGAGGCACAUGGUGUGCCUGACGCUGCCCGAGGACGUGGAGAAGCUGAAGCAGGCGGAGGGCCGCCAGCCCCGCAGGAUGGUCCUGGAGCCCUGGCUGGCCCACCGGCGGCAGCGCGGCCACAAGCACGGCGUGUUCUUGCUGAACGGGCCGGCCUGGCGCUCGGACCGCCUGCGGCUGAACCCGGACGUGAUGUCGCCGCAGGCCGUCCACAAGUUCGUGCCCAUGGUGGACCGGGUGGCCAGGGACUUCUGCGGGGCCCUCAUGGCCAAGGUGCAGCAGAACGCCCGCGGGAGCCUCACCCUGGACAUCCAGCCCAGCAUCUUCUACUACACCCUGGAGGCCAGCAACUUGGUCCUUUUCGGAGAAAGGCUGGGCCUCCUCAGCCAGAGCCCCAGCCGGGCCAGCCUGGACUUCAUCCGUGCGCUGCAGGCCAUGCUGGAGUCCACCAUGCGGCUCAUGUUCAUGCCCCGGAGCCUGUCCCGCUGGACGAGCCCCCAGGUGUGGAAGGAGCACUUCGAGGCCUGGGACUGCAUCUUCCAGUACGCCAACAGCUCCAUCAAGAAGAUCUACCAGGAGCUGGCGCUCGGGCGCCCCCAGCACUACAGCGGCGUGGUGGCCGAGCUGCUCCUGCACGCGGACAUGACGCUGGACGCCAUCAAGGCCAGCUCCAUCGACCUCACGGCCGGCAGCGUGGACACGACGGCCUACCCCUUGCUGAUGACCCUCUUCGAGCUGGCGCGCAACCCCGAGGUGCAGCAGGCCCUGCGUCAGGAGAGCCUGCAGGCUGAGGCCGCCAUCUCCGAGAACCCCCAGAGGGCCGUGGCCCAGCUGCCCCUGCUGCGGGCCGCGCUCAAGGAGACCCUGAGGCUGUACCCCGUGGGCAUCUCUGUGGACCGGCAGGUGGACUCGGACUUGGUCCUGCAGAACUACCACAUCCCGGCAGGGACGCUGAUCACGGUGCAGCUCUACCACCUGGGCCGAAACCCCGCCGUGUUCGUGAGGCCCGAGCUCUACCAGCCGCAGCGCUGGCUGCACCGCGGCUCCGGCGCCAGGCUGCCCCACCUGGCCUUCGGCUUCGGCCCCCGACAGUGCCUGGGCCGGCGCCUGGCCGAGAUGGAGAUGCUGCUGCUGCUGCACCACGUGCUGAAACACUUCCAGGUGGACACGCUCACGCAAGAGGAUAUCAAGAUGGUCUACCGGUUCGUCCUGAUGCCGUCCGUCAUCCCGCUGCUGACCUUCCGGGCCCUCAGUUAGUCCCCCCGCUGCACCCCUCCCCGUGGCGCCUCCAGCUCCCCUGCCCGCCCCCAGGCCCCGCCUGCUUCCGCCAGGCCUGCUCCCUGAGCCACACCUCCAGCCAGCAC